Molecule: messenger RNA, 2773 nt
Organism: Melanaphis sacchari
Lineage: Eukaryota; Metazoa; Arthropoda; Insecta; Hemiptera; Aphididae
Product: cullin-3-A-like
Exons: 14
Coding region: 513-2567 (684 amino acids)
Biological process (GO): ubiquitin-dependent protein catabolic process; protein ubiquitination
Cellular component (GO): Cul3-RING ubiquitin ligase complex
Molecular function (GO): ubiquitin protein ligase binding
Source: RefSeq, a predicted model, not a curated record
UCCGAGUGUUGACGUGUACAGUGCGUGUUGCGGAUACAGUUAAAUAUACCUCGACGCUUACAUUAUAUGACAUAACUAAAAUACUUUGUUUACAUUGUUGAUCUACGUCACAUCUUUACAACGAAUUGUUACAUUAUCAUCAAGCGUAAGAGUGUACGGCGUACCUUUCGUCUGUUAACCAGAUAUUUCAUAAUCGGGACGCUGGCGAUUGGCAUUACUGCAUUGGUGGCAUUUUGUUGUUUACGAUAGUACGGAAAGCACGGACUCGUAUACUAACUUUUCCAAUUCUUAGUUACUUACUAAAAAAGUUCAUCAACCUAUUUUGACCAGAUAUUUAAAAAGAAAACAACGCAUCGUUUUCAAGACGUCAUUUUUUACUGAAGUAACACAUUAACGCACAUCGCUAUAAGCAGACUACUUAACACACUUUGCAAUAAGGUUAAAAGUGAAAUCCUGCAUUUCUACUUCUUUUUAAGUGAACUCUCCAAUUAAAUAUUUGUUCCUUUGUAAAGAUGGAAUCAAACAAUAACAAACUAGCGGAAGAUAUUGAAAUUAAUGAACAUUUCAAUCCAGAUGAGAUAUUACACGUAUUUGUUGCUGCAUUUUCUGUGGAGGAAAAACAAAUAGUUAGCGGUUUGUUAUUGGACGACUUUAAAAUGUUUUUCUUACAAAUGGGUGCUUCAGUAGUUAAUAUAAAUUUACAUCAAAAAGCACGCUUUGUAUCAUGUUUUGGAUAUUCUUCUCGUGUCAACUUUUAUAAUUCAGUUAAAAUGUUUAUCAUAAACCAUUUACAGCAUGAGAUAAAGCCAAAUGUUUUAAAAUCAACAAAUCAUAUAUUUUUGAAGUCGUUGACCACUGCCUGGGAAAAUUUUUUUGAAGCUCUAAUUACUAUAAACAAUGUUAUGGAUUAUAUGGAGAGUAUUCAUUCUGGACACAACAAAUUAGAGCAUUUUGACAAAUUAGGAGUAAUAUUGUUUCGUUGUAUGGUUUUUCAAAAUGAUGAGGUACAAUUACGCUUCCAACAAUGUUUGUCAGAAAUGAAACUAGUUAAAGUGAGAGAAAUAACAUUAUUAAAUUCUGAUCGAUUGUUACUCGAAGGUGUAUCGAUUAUGUGUAAUUUGUUAAAAAUGGAUUCUAUUUAUGAGGGUUAUGUAAAACCAUUCUUUAUGAGAUUAACAACUGAGUAUUUUCAAACAAUGAGCAAGGACUAUUUAUUUCAAUAUUGUGCAUGUGUUUAUUUUGAAAACGUUCACGCCAAAAUAAUGGAAGAAAUGAACAGAAUACAAUUUAAAUUGGACGCAAGAUCUGUAAACGAUAUUAAUGAAGUUAUUAAAACAGAACUCGUUAAAAAAAAUAUGAAGACUAUUAUAGAGAUGGAAAAUUGUGGUGUUAUGUAUUUGUUAAAGAACAACCAAUAUGAUGAUUUGAGAUGUAUGUACAAUUUUUUGUAUACUGUGGAUGGUGGUGUAAAAGUGAUGAUUGAUAGUAUGUGUCUAUACUUUCGUGAACUAGGAACAUCAGUUGUACUUGAAAAAUUGAAUUCUGAUAUUAUUAGUUGUGUUCAGAGUUUAUUGGAUCUGAAAGAAAAAUUUGAUGUUUUAUUUGCAAAUGUCUUCUGCCAUGACCUAUUAUUUGAUGAAAUUGUUGGUGGUGAAUUUGGUUCUUUCUUAAAAUUAAAUUCAUUAAUACCUAAAUUUCUCUCUAAAUUCCUUGAUCUAAUGCUAAGAAGAGAUAAAUCCGUGCUUACUAAAAAUAAUAACGAUGUGAACAAAAUUGUAUUCCUGAUUAAAAAUCUUCAAAAUAAAAGUGAUUUUGAAACUUACUAUCAGAUUCAUUUUGCAGACAGAUUACUUUGUUAUAGAUAUGUCAACAUAAGGGCAGAAAACAAAAUGAUGAAUAAAGUUUUAAGUAUUUUUGUCGAUGAUCAUGGCAAACGUAAUUCAUUAUUUGUAUCAAGGAUUGAGGGGAUGUUUAAGGAUAAGUUUAUAACAUCUAAAACUAGCAUACAAAGUUAUAAUGAGUUUGUUACUGUUAACAAGUGUAUUUUAGGUAUUCUACAGCCUUUUGAUAUUGAUGUAGAAGUAAUAAAUUCAGUAUAUUGGCCAGUUAUUGAUCCGAAAUCAAUAUGCAAAGUACCAGCAUUUGCUUUGAAUGUUUUUAAUGAUUUCAAAAAAUACUACUCCAAAGGAGAGACGAGAAAGACUUUAAAGUUAUUACCUCAGUUUGGUACAGUUGAAUUGGUCGCAACUUAUUAUGGUGAACCUAUUUUCCUUAAACGAUCACAUGAUGGUGGUAAAUGCUCACCAGUCCCCAACAGUCGACGUGUUGAACGACAUUUCAAAGUUCGUGUGACAACUUAUCAGAUGUUUGUGCUUGAUUUAUUCAACACUAAUGACGGUUUAAAAUUUAAAGAAAUUCUGAAGGAAACUAUGAUUCCAGAAAGAAGUUUAAUUAAUGCAUUGAGAGGAUUGAUCUGUUUUCACCGUUUACUUCGAAAAAAUCCUAGUGGCCAAGAAAUUAGUGCAAAUGAUGAAUUCUAUAUUAAUGAAUCCUUAGGAUUUCAGUAAUUCCUUAUUUACAUUCAAAUGAUUCAGUUUAGUAAGUAAGUUAUGUGUUGAUAAAAGUUCCUUCAUCACCUUUGAAGUACCUAUUAGGAACACUCGUAAUAAUACCACCUCUCUAUUACAUUAAUUUUUUUAAAACGAGUUGUUAAGCUAUUUCAUGCAAUGUGCCAUAAAUAUCCUACAUUUAAUUUUGUUUAAAUUCAUUAAUA